This is a messenger RNA of Fusarium redolens, 882 nucleotides long. RefSeq names its product thioredoxin-like protein. Gene Ontology annotation, molecular function: maleylacetoacetate isomerase activity; glutathione transferase activity. NCBI's taxonomy places the organism in Eukaryota, Fungi, Ascomycota, Sordariomycetes, Hypocreales, Nectriaceae. Gene Ontology annotation, biological process: L-phenylalanine catabolic process; glutathione metabolic process. The transcript has a single exon. The record is from RefSeq and is a predicted model, not a curated record. Bases 137 to 829 code for a protein of 230 amino acids.
GUGAUUACAAAUCCUGUAUACGAAAGGGCGCGCCAAUGACUCACUAGAACACGCAGCGGGGCUUUCUCAACACAUAAAAGCCGUCUCUAAGCACACGAUACUCACCCUUGUCUAAUCAUCCACAAACCAGAUCAAAAUGACAUAUACACUCUUCAUCGGCAACAAGCGCUACUCCUCCUGGUCAAUGCGACCCUGGGUUCUUCUCAAAGCCCUAGAAAUCCCCUUCGACGAGAAACUCAACCUCUUCAAGCCUGGUCUUCGUCAACCCGACUUCCUCGCCUUUUCACCAACCGGAAAAGUCCCCUGUCUUCACGAUGACGAAACAUCAAUUGUGGUUUGGGACUCAUUAGCUAUCUGCGAAUACAUCGCUGAGAAAUACCCCGCUGCUUGGCCAACCGACGCAGCAGCACGCGCCUUUGCACGCAGCGCCGCUGCAGAAAUGCACUCUGGAUUCGAUGCCAUUCGUGACGAGUGCUCUAUGAACGUUGUUUUGAGAAUUGAACUUGGAACACCGAGUGAAGCGCUUCAGAAGGAUAUUGAUCGCUUCAAUGCGCUUUUCAAGGAGGGGCUGGAGAAGUUUGGUGGUCCGUGGUUGGCGGGUGAUAAGUUUACAAUUGUGGAUGCUAUGUAUGCUCCUAUUGCUUCGAGAGUCAAGACCUAUGGUAUUGAGUUGGAUGGUGCGGCGAAGGAAUAUGCUGAUCGGUUGUUUGAGCAUGGGUCUGUUCAGGAAUGGAUUCAGGGUGGGAUUAAGGAGACGAGUAGAGAGCCUUUUCACGAGGAGGACUGUGUGAGGGGACGCAAGGUUCUGAAGGACUUGGCUAAGGAGUAAGAGUCUGAACAAGUAUUGGAGACAUGUAUUCGAUCAAAAGUGCGGCUAUUUAA